AUGUCUGGUCAGAUCGAUAGUAAUUGCAAAGUACAUCCAGUAAAAGUUCCUCUAGAAACAGACCAAGGUAUUUUGGAGAGCGAAGAGAUAAAAUGGGGACUACCUUUGAAAGAAGUUUACAAACAUGGAUUGUCGUUUUAUAAAGAAAAAGAAGGCAAAGCAUUACAUCUCAGUUACGAAGAUAGGUUGAAGCUAGUUGCAUAUACUCAGCAGACUGCUCACGGUCCGUUUGAUCCAAAUUCUUUAUCUCCAUUGGGUGUCCUCGACGUGAUUGGUCGAGAUCGGCGUGCAGCUUGGCAGGCUUUGGGUCAAAUGUCACAGAUACAGGCUAUGGCUGGAUUUGUGCAUACUUUAGACAGAUUAUGUCCAUUAUUCAAGCCGUAUUUAGAAGCUAUACAUAAGGACUUAGAAAGCAAGUUACAACAAGAGUUAAAGAAAAUGGAAGCAGAAAGGGCACACCAAGAGCUGCAGCAUAGAGUAAUGCAGGAGAAACAGAAACAGCAGAGCAACAAAGUAUCUGAAGAAGAACAAGUUCAAAGAAUAAAAGAUGCACUCAACGCGCAAACUUACGAUCAGUUCCUGCAAUAUGCCCAACAACAAUUCCCCGGGAAUUUCGACCAACAAGCCAUUCUGAUUCGCCAACUACAAGACCAACAUUACCAACAGUACAUCCAACAGUUGGCUGUAGACCAACGAUUGGCAAAUUGCAACAUUAACGAUACGGAAGAAGAAAACCAGAGUAAAGAGGACAAGGACAAUCACCUUAAGGAUUGUAAUUUGAAUGAAACUAAUGUUACUAACGUGGAUACCAAGUCUUUACAGACUUUCGAUAAAGGUGAAACCGCUGAAUACUCUGAGGAAAUGAGGCCGGAUGAGGAAUCGGAAAACGAGGAUGGGUUUUCGAGCGUGGACGAAGCAUCUAUGUGGACGUCUGGUGAUAUCAACAAGUUCAAGGAGUCUGCAGGCGCCGGUGGAGGGAAGCUCACUGUAGGGCAUGGAGAAACUGUCACCGUGCGUGUGCCUACGCACCCGCGCGCCACUAAACUUUGCUGGGAGUUUGCUACCGACAGCUAUGACAUUG
Messenger RNA from Hyposmocoma kahamanoa, 1081 nucleotides. Its product is annotated as Golgi resident protein GCP60-like. Gene Ontology annotation, molecular function: fatty-acyl-CoA binding. The annotation marks the transcript as partial. Gene Ontology annotation, cellular component: Golgi membrane. The record is from RefSeq and is a predicted model, not a curated record. The transcript has 7 exons. Lineage: Eukaryota; Metazoa; Arthropoda; Insecta; Lepidoptera; Cosmopterigidae.